ACUUACUAGUUCGAAAAUAAAUUCUGAAUUCGGAUCUGCAAUUUCAUAUAAUUCUACUUGUUUUCGUUGCAUACAUAAAAAAUUUAAUAUUUCAAAAUGUGGUACGAAGCUAUGCCGCCCGCCAUCAUUGUGUACAUACUGUUAAAUAUACCCGACAAGAUUUGCUCACUAUCGAAUAAAGUGUUUUUUGGUAAUGUGAGUAUCUGACUGUUUUCGAUCAUACCUGAUAACUAUAUAGUGCUCGGAUUUUAAAGCUUGGACAUUAAAUAAAAUAAAAAAGCAUACAUUUGAGUAAUGUGAAAAAAAAGCAUGACCAAAAAUGUAUUUAAAUUAUAAAAUUACUUAAAAGAAUAGUAAAAUUAUUUUAAAUUAAUUUUGUUACAUAUUUUUAAUACAAUUUGUAUUUACAUAAUUACAUAUUUCAUAUUCUAUAUUUUGUUAAAAAUAAAUUUCAAAUUUUUAAAUUAAUUAUGGUAAAACAUUUUAUUUUCAUGUAUCAGUCAUUUUUAGGAACAUCAGCACUCGAGAGCCCUAAAUAACUUUUAACACAAUGUUAUAUCUCGAUUAAAACUUAUAACAGAGCUGGCAUGAAAAUCUACAAAACCAAGUUUCUAAGCAAAAGUAAUUUCUUUUUCUUUGAUGAACGUACUUACCUGAUGUUGGCAGAUUUGUAUUUUUUAUACAAUUAAUCCAUUUUAGAACAACUUUUUCGUAAACACAUACCUUCAUUUGUUUUCUAUUGCCGAUGAGAGAAGAUUCUUGCACUUAUUUCAUUAUGUUUUCAUGAUUUCUUUCAAUAUUUUUUUUUGAACACCCAAAUUGAAUUCAUUUAAAAUUUAUUGACAAUUGAUAAAAAUUUACGUUUUGACACGUAUUUGUUCGUAUAAGAAGAAUGACAAAAAAAAAAAAAUUGAGCAUACAAAUAAAUUUUCAUCAAUAUUGGAACUGCAGUGCUGUACUUAAAUUAACCGGCCUGACAAAUAUAGUUGGUUACACCAAACCAUAUUUUAUUUUUUUAAAUUGUACAAAUCAAAAAUAACUAGUUUAUUAUUAUGUUUACUUAAGUUUCUAUUGUCCAAAGAAUUAUUACCAUAGUAUUCUAAAAAAAUAAAUUAUAUAGUACCUAUCUACUUUUGUUAUAGGUUCACCUACAAAAACAAUAUUUUAUCUUAUUUAAGUAUCAAUAUUAAUAAAUAUUUACUAUAUUUUUAAUUUGCAGAUUUAAAGUGUACCUAAGAAAUAGUAAUAACUAAUAAGACGAUAUAUAAUGCAUUGUCUUUAAUUAAUAAUUUUGAUAUUUGUACCUAAUAUAAUGAAAUUAUUUUUAGGUUUAUAAACGUGAUAUUGGUAAACCUUGGAUUCAGCAACUCUAUGCAAGAGACUGGGAAUUAACUGGUGAUCCAUACAAAGCACAAGUAAUACAUACAUAUUUUAUUUUAUUUUGACUUUCAUAGUCGUGUUAUUAAAAAAUUUACUUAUUAGGGCCUUGAAAGUUUACCGGAUAAGCCUACCAUUACUGGUAUUGACUGGAAAAUGUAUGGAAAAGGAUCACCUCACGGUUUUUAUGGUACUAAAUUAUAAUGCACAGUAUUUGAAAAUACUAUUUGUUGUACUAUAAAAUAAUAUGUUAGCAAUACAAUUUAGUACUAUUGUCAUGUAUAAUUUAUAGGUGUCCUCUUAUCAGUUGUAAAAAUCAAUUACCUUAUUACUCAUAAUCUAAUAAAUAUUAAUAUAUUGUGUAUGUGACUAAAUUAAUUGAUUUUUUUUAUUUUUUAUUUUUUCUAUUUGGCUAAAAAUUGGGAAACGUUGAUUAAGUAAAUAGCAAGACAGUGGUAUUAUACACUUGUAGAUUCUGUUCUCAGUAAUUUGUUUUAAAUGGCAAAAACACAUUUAGAAAUAAUAAUAAAUUGCAAUGCAAUAAAUAAUAAUAUGAACUUAAAACUUACAUUUAAAUUAUGCAAAUGUGAACAUAUAAUAUAAACAUCACAAAACAAAAGAAGACGAUUUCCCAACUCUACUUAUAUACUUUAAUUAUAUAACAUCAAGCAAAAAUUGAUUGGGCGGUCAAGGAUUUUAAAUAUUUUUUAAUUGUAUAAAAGUUUUGAAAAAAAAAAUUAUAAUAAUAUUCAAAUUACUUAUUACAAUUUGUAUUUUUAACUUUAUUAUCCAGUUUGUUUAUACUACAAACAAGUUGAAUAAUUGAAUAAUAUGCUGAAUAUUAAAAACCAGUACUUAUUGUAGAAAAUAAAAACAAAUAUUUGGCACAAUAUAGAUAUAGUUUUCUUAUACUGUAAUAUAAUAUUUAUCACAUACUGCUGGUCUUUGCUACAUUUAGUGACAUACACACAACAAACUGAAUUUUUAGCUAACAGCUUAUUAGGUAAAAUAAUCAAACUUUUUAUAUUUUCAAAGAAAAUUAAAAAAAAAAUAAUAAUUUCUACUGUAUAAAUUAAAAUAUAUCGCAUAUAAAUAAUAUAAUACUUCAAAUAAUAAUAUUUUAACAUAGUAAAUAAAAUGUCACUUUCAUACAAUUCAGGAUGAAUCGCUAAUGUUGUUGAACUAUUUUGAAUCAUAAUCUAAAGAAUUUCUUCGUAUUCAUCUGAUCGCAUUGAUGGUGAUGGAGAUGUCCUAGUACUUUCUGAUCUUCUAAAUAUUGAUGGAGACAUGGCUUUCUUUUUUAAACUAAAUAUUUUUAUCAUGAAAUAAUAAGGUAAAGUACUUAUCAACUUAUAUAUUAUUAUUUAUAAUUACUUAGGUAAUGUGGAAGGUUUAAAUACAUCAGUAAUUUUUCCCCUAGAUUCCUUGCUAGAAGAUACAUCAACGUUGUGAAUACUAGAACUGCUUUUAAAAGACUAAAACAAAUAAAACAUAUAGAAAAGUAAAAUGUGAACAGUUCUAUUUUAUAUUCAUACCAAAUCGCUAUCAUUAUCAAAGCUUUUUGAACUUUUGGUUAACUUUUUCAAUUUUCCGAAAAGUCCUUUCUUCUUAGUUUUUUCUCCACUUACAAUAUCACUUUUG
Molecule: messenger RNA, 3018 nt
Organism: Cinara cedri
Lineage: Eukaryota; Metazoa; Arthropoda; Insecta; Hemiptera; Aphididae
Source: the annotation of a GenBank genome assembly